Molecule: messenger RNA, 3392 nt
Organism: Sclerotinia trifoliorum
Lineage: Eukaryota; Fungi; Ascomycota; Leotiomycetes; Helotiales; Sclerotiniaceae
Source: the annotation of a GenBank genome assembly
CUAUUGUUCAUCCAUUUAUUUUCAGCUCGAGUAACUUGCAAGAUGGUGCCAUCUGACUACGAAUUACUAGGGAAUGAUCUGCAAAUCUAAAUUAUUUCCUGCUUUUGUCCUCUUGUUUACUUACGGUGGUAGGGAAGCAUAGAUGUUGAACAGGAUGCUAGACUAGUCACCUCCGCCUUAUUGAAUCUAUAGAGUCUUGACUUUCCUCCGUCCCACUUGAGACUUCACUCUUCAACAACAUCGCACAUAGAACAAAACCAGAACAGCUUUCUAACCACUAAAUUUUCACAGUAUUUACAAACUUCAUAACCUUACACCCAAGCUUAACCUCAGAAUACGUAACUGUACGUAUCAUCUAACCCUUUCACGUCUCCCUUGUAUUACACAGAAGUAAUCUAACAACAGCCUUAUAAUUCUAGUGCACGCUUGUUCUCGUAUCAACAACAUUUAAACAAACAGCAUUAGGUCUUCUCAACUUCUCGGAUUCGAAACUAAGUAUCAGCUUUGAUCAAAAGGAUUACCCAUGAUUCUAAGACCUGCGUCUAUAUGGGCGUUGGGCGCCUGCAUUUCUAGCGCUCUGACGGCCGAGAUUAAGCAUGACCCUCCGCCACUGCCUUUGAAAAGCGUACCUCCAAAUGACCCUCUGGUAUUCCAAUCCGGAACCCCAGCAGCGGGUCAUGUUUGGGUAGACCUCGUCCCCGCAGCAGUCAAAGAUAUCCUUACUUCCUCGUCCACUUCCCCAUCCACUUUCAAAAAUUUGAGCUCGCCUGAUGACCUCAAAAUUGCAAAGAGACAAGAGACUUGGUCACGCCCAGAGCUUGUGGGCAUCUCUAAUAGCGGUAUAUUCAAGAUGGACACACCCAACAUGGAAAAGUUCGAUUGGGCCCCGAGAUACAAAGAUUGGGAGACUCUGGCUUUGCACGAUUCUGGCAGCGGAAAGAGUCUGUCGGCCCGUUACGGUGAAGAAAAGCUUGGGAAGCCUCAUUGGUUCUGCGAUCCUGACAAUGGUUGUACUGCAAUGCCAACUCCGCUUGAAGUUUUGGAAUUCGUGGAUGUAUCCCAACCUGGCAUGACACGGGAUGAGAAAAUCGAAGAAGCUCAGGCCAGGUAUUGGGCCGGUAUGAGCUACUAUCUGGUCUUCCGCACCGGAACUCACACUAUCGUAGGUAGUUUUACGUACUGAUUUACUCUUAGAAUCCCCUCAUGCUAAAAACCAGUAGAACGCACUUGCUCGGGCCCAGGACUUUGUACUGGCAAGAAUAGACAGCAUCAUCUACGACUUCACGAAACAAGACAACGAGGACACGAUUCUCAAAUGCGAGAUUAAAAAAUGGUUCAUUAAUAUGAUAUAUCAAUACACUGGCAAGGCGUUGAGAUUUGGCAUGUCAAGGUUUGUUCAGGCUGAGGAAGGUAAAGAGAUAAAAGACGCCGGACUCAAUCCGCCCUCUUGGAAAAAGCUUAGUAAGGCAGACCCAUUUAUGUUUACUGAAUUUUUGAAACAACUGUUGGAUUUCACAUUGCCAAUGGAGCAUACUGUGGGGAAGGCUAUAAAGCACCCACAAGGUAACGAAGGAGAAUCUUCUAUUGAUUUCUUGCGCCUAACCAGUGAAAGAUACACAAGCGAUCUUUACUGCGGCCACAUGGAUGGGAUUGCUGGCACUGGAAGUGACAACAUGGUCCGUAUUGCCGACGCCAGCUUUCACAUAAGCGAAAUUAUGAAGCAGUACAUACAAAACCUCAGUGAUGUAUUCAGGGCCCUCAACGGAUUUACAGAUGUUCAAGGAACAGGUAAGACAAUGAGUGAUUGGAUGUUUAAUGCCGACUACGAGGCUAUCAUUAGCCGGCUCGACAGCAUUGACAUUGCCAAAGAAGCUCAGAGUUUCAGUCAGAAGCUCUCAGGUUACUUUAUUUCUGCUGCUUGGGCCAGUAACAAAUGUUACAUGAAAUGUCAAACCGAACUCAAUCGCGGAACCGUUAAGAAAAGAUGCCACGCCAAAAAGUUUGCCAGUGAAAGAUUCUGUCCUGAGGAUUAUCCUGAUACAUUGUGCCAAGUCAAUUGCUACACAAUGAUGGACUCCGGAAAUCAUGAGAAGCAACUCAUCGGCUUGGAUAAACUUUCCAAACAUGGUUUUGAUAUUGAGGAUAUCAAGAAAACUUCUUGGGAAUACUCCCGGGAACUCAAAAAGCUCCACAAACCUCAAUUGGACUAUGUAAAUGGCAAGGAAUUCACAUUCAAUGGGGACAGGUCGGCUAUUACUCUUUCUGUGUCAACCAGCAAGUCCAACAGAAUCGCCGAUAAACCCAGAAGAUCUAGGAAUUUCCCAUGCUUCAGCGGACAGGAUUAUAGAGGCAUGGAUACUGAAUCUCAUCUGACAAACUUGGGUAUGGGAUUUGGUUCCACUGAUUGGGGAGAAGAAACAAAAGCAAACCCCCGUGCCUGGGAGAUGUUUCAGCAUCACUGCCCUGAAGUAAGUCCUAUACAUUCAUUCCCGUGCAUGAACGGUCAACUAACUUUAUCCCUAGCAAACACGUAAAAUGGCCCCCUUAACUCGUUACUUGAACAUCAUUUGUGGACAACGUCUCCUCUUCCCGGAAAAAACAUGGCAAGACGGACUCGUACAUCGUCGUGUUAUGAAACCGGACAUUGAAGGAAAAAAUCGUGAAGUCUGCCAAACACUCCGCGAAAAGACCGAGAACAUGGAUGAGAACACAGCAAACUAUCUCUUCUGCUCAGGCAGAUGGCCGGAAUCGUCAAAGAUUUUCUCCAACGAGAAAGGUUGGGUUUACACUGACUGGAAUUCUCGCUGGCAUCGUGGUUCCGGAUUGAAGUUCAUGUUGAGCCACAAGUAUAGGUGUAUGAUCUAUAUGAUGCAAAACAGGAAUUUCAAUGUCGGUGAGCAAUGGGCUAACAUGGAUUGGCAUGCGGAUCCUACAAAGGUGGUUGAUGAUGGGGCUCAUGUUAAUGGCACAGUAUUGGCGCUGGAUGAUGAUGACGUCAAAGAUCUGGAGACUAUGCCCGAGGACAGCCUCAGUAUGGAUCCAGCGGCGACGAAGGAGUUGAAACGCAAGCUUGCUGAGUUUGAGAAAAGUAAUAGGGGUUGAGAGGGGAGAGAUUUUGUAUGAUGAAAAGUGGGAGGAAGAGGGGCUAAGAGGAAGAAAGAAAAGAACAGAAAAGAAAUGAAAAAAAAAAGAUGAAAAAAAAAGAGGGUAAACAAAAAAAAACAUGAAAAAAAAGAGGGUAGAAAAACAGGGGAAAAAAAUCGAAAAAAUGAGGUAAAAAGAUCGGAGGGAGCCAGAUUUCUUCACAAUUAAUAUUGUGUUACCUUGAUCCUGGCGGUGGGGUUGAAAGAAAGAAGCUAUCAUGGUUAAAUUAAUGUUUAAUGGAGUUAGAU